AUGGGUCUGUGUUUUGGCAAGGAAAUGCCUGCAGAGUCAAAGGCCAAUGGGUAUCAUGGUGGAAUGGUGAAUCAGAAUCAAAUUCAGUACACAAAGUCUCCUGGCCCAGAAGCUCAAUUGCCUGUGGUGAGGCCUAAACCAAGCCCAAAGCCAGCUUUCAGGUCAGAUACAAUUCUUGGAAAGGCAUAUGAAGAUGUUAGGUUACAUUAUAGUCUUGGGAAAGAAUUGGGUAGGGGGCAAUUUGGGGUUACUUAUCUUUGUACUGAGAUCAGUAGUGGUGAACAAUAUGCUUGCAAAUCAAUAUCCAAGAAAAAGCUGGUUACCAAGGCUGAUAAGGAUGACAUGAGAAGAGAGAUUCAGAUUAUGCAGCACUUGAGUGGGCAGCCUAAUAUUGUUGCCUUUAAAGGUGCUUAUGAGGAUAAUGGCUCUGUUUAUCUUGUGAUGGAGCUGUGUGCUGGUGGAGAGCUGUUUGAUAGGAUCAUUGCUAAUGGGCAUUAUAGCGAAAAGGCUGCUGCCUCGCUGUGUCGGUCUAUUGUGAAUGUUGUGAAUGUUUGCCAUUUUAUGGGCGUAAUGCACCGAGAUCUUAAGCCAGAGAAUUUCUUGCUGUCUGAUAAAACUGAAAAUGCUGCCUUGAAGGCCACUGAUUUUGGCCUCUCUGUGUUCAUUGAGCAAGGAAAGGUGUACAAGGAUAUAGUUGGAAGUGCUUACUAUGUUCCUCCUGAAGUGUUGCGACGUAAGUAUGGGAAGGAAGCAGACAUCUGGAGUGCAGGCGUUAUAUUGUACAUAUUGCUCAGCGGUGUCCCUCCCUUCUGGGCUGAAACUGAGCGGGGAAUUUUUGAUGCUGUACUCAAGGGAGAAAUUGACUUCGAAAGUGAACCUUGGCCUUCGAUAUCGAGUAGUGCCAAGGACCUGGUACGAAGGAUGCUAACACAAGAUCCAAAGACACGCAUUACUGCUGCUCAAGUUCUUGAGCAUCCAUGGAUGAGAGGAGGAGAAGCGUCUGAUAAACCAAUAGACAGUGCAGUCCUCUCGAGAAUGAAGCAAUUCAGAGCAAUGAACAAACUCAAAAAGCUUGCCCUUAAGGUAAUUGCAGAAAAUCUCUCCGCAGAAGAAAUCCAGGGGCUGAAAUCGAUGUUCAUGAACAUGGAUACUGAUAAGAGUGGCACAAUUACAUAUGAAGAGCUGAAGACUGGAUUGGCUAAACUCGGGUCCAAGCUCACCGAGGCUGAAGUUAAGCAGUUGAUGGAAGCUGCAGAUGUAGAUGGAGAUGGCUCAAUUGACUAUAUAGAAUUCAUCACUGCUACAAUGCACAAACAUAGGCUAGAAAGAGAAGAGAAUCUAUACAAAGCAUUUCAGUAUUUUGAUAAAGAUAGUAGUGGGUUUAUAACUCGCGAUGAACUGCAAACAGCUCUGAAGGAACAUGGAAUAGCUGAUGCAGAAACUAUAAAAGAGAUUAUAGCUGAAGUGGAUAUAGACAAUGAUGGGACCAUCAACUAUGAAGAGUUCUGCACCAUGAUGAGAACUGGAAGCAAACAGCCAGGCAAACUCUUCUAACAUCAUGUCUAUGCUUGUGAAACUGUAUGCUCUGGGAUGGCCAAGGAAGAAUCACUGUGGUUGGCCAGCAAUUGUAUUGAGAAAUUUCUUUAAGUAGAUAAUUUAUAAAUCAGCUUCUAUCUGAUCUUACCCCAUAUUUAUAAUUGUUCUGUGCUUUUAAUCUAUAAAUGAUUCAUGCUUCCAGCUGGUCU
Molecule: messenger RNA, 1745 nt
Organism: Ipomoea triloba (trilobed morning glory)
Lineage: Eukaryota; Viridiplantae; Streptophyta; Magnoliopsida; Solanales; Convolvulaceae
Product: calcium-dependent protein kinase 2-like
Exons: 8
Coding region: 1-1554 (517 amino acids)
Biological process (GO): intracellular signal transduction; protein autophosphorylation; peptidyl-serine phosphorylation
Cellular component (GO): cytoplasm; nucleus
Molecular function (GO): calcium/calmodulin-dependent protein kinase activity; calcium-dependent protein serine/threonine kinase activity; calcium ion binding
Source: RefSeq, a predicted model, not a curated record